AAGUUGCUGAUACCACGCCCUUCCAUAUUCAAGCAGAAGUGACCAUGAAAACAAACUUUUUUGGUACCCGAGAUGUCUGCACAGAGUUACUCCCUCUAAUAAAACCCCAAGGCAGAGUGGUGAAUGUGUCUAGCACGGUGAGUCUCAGAGCCCUUAAAAACUGCAGCCCAGAGCUGCAGCAGAAGUUCCGCAGCGAGACCAUCACGGAGGAGGAGCUGGUGGGCCUCAUGAACAAGUUUGUGGAAGAUACGAAGAAGGGAGUGCACCAGAAAGAGGGCUGGCCCAGCACCGCAUAUGGAGUUUCAAAGAUUGGCGUCACAGUCCUGUCGAGAAUCCAGGCCAGGAACCUGAGUGAGCAGAGGAAAGGAGACAAAAUCCUCCUGAAUGCCUGCUGCCCAGGCUGGGUUAGAACCGACAUGGCAGGACCCAAGGCCACCAAAAGUCCAGAAGAAGGCGCAGAGACCCCGGUGUACUUGGCCCUUUUGCCCCCGGAUGCUGAGGGGCCUCAUGGACAGUUCAUAUCAGAAAAAAGAGUUGAGCAGUGGUGAGCUGGACUCAAAAGUCCAUCCGUGUGCCUCAUUUUGUACCCUGUCCUGAUUUGACUCAAAGGACAUUUACAAUGUCAAAAAUAUUCUUAUCCAAUAAAAAAAAAACCAUAAUAUCUCUACUAAGUACUCACUAAUAUACUACUAAUGGAGUAGGCUACUCAUUCAGUUGACUACUAAUUCUGUGAAGUUUUGUGAUUUCCUUUGUGAUGUAAGGAGAGGAAAAUGUGUAAUUGCUCAAAAUAAUGAAUGUCAGUAGAUGAAUAAAUGGUUC
Molecule: messenger RNA, 819 nt
Organism: Propithecus coquereli (Coquerel's sifaka)
Lineage: Eukaryota; Metazoa; Chordata; Mammalia; Primates; Indriidae
Product: carbonyl reductase [NADPH] 1
Exons: 2
Coding region: 45-548 (167 amino acids)
Molecular function (GO): carbonyl reductase (NADPH) activity
Source: RefSeq, a predicted model, not a curated record